CGGCAAAUCCAUGCUAUUAUAGCCAGUAUGGAGAUUAGUCAGAUCUAUGUUUAUCCUGUUAAAUCCCUUAGAGGAACGGCCCUGCAAAGUGCUACCUUAUCGAAAGAGGGAUUUGUUAUAGACAGGAAAUAUAUGCUCAUGAAUGUUCAGCGGGACAAAUUAGAGAACAUGCACAUCACUCAUUUCCCAAGGAUGGCACUCUUCUGCACAUCUAUAGAAGGCGACAACAUCACAAUCAACUACCACGAACCCUUGGGCGCUGAUACGGCAAAACAGACUCUGAAGAUUCCACUUCGACCUUCCUAUGAGGGUUUGGCAGAGGUUCCGAUAGAGAUGCAUUCAAGCCCAACUAUCGGUUAUGAUAUGGGAAACAAGUAUGGCAAAUGGUUCUCAGACAUCUUCGGUUUCAAUGUCAGGUUGAUCCACUGGGGUGGAAAUGCGCGACAAGUAUUGGGGAAUCUUCCAGGAAGGAAACAAAAUCAACCUCCGCCAUCAAAUGGUUUGCUUUCGACUCUAACAAGCUACGUUCCUGUCAUUGGGUCUUGGUUUCGAUGGGAAAACGAACGUAUCGCGUUCAAUGAUAUCGCACCAUUCCUUGUCAUCACAGAGGAGUCUUUAGCCAACGCUGCAGGACGUCUUCCUCAAGGGCACACUCUGGACCCUACAAAGUUCAGGGCAAAUUUGGUAUUAAAGGGUGCUCCAGAGGCAUGGGAUGAGGAUUUUUGGGGAAUACUAACCAUAAACGAAGGUAUCAAAAUGACAUUAACUGCAAAUUGCGCGCGAUGCGUCUCCAUUAUUGUGGACUACACCACCGGCCAGUCAGGGACCGGAGACACUGCUACAUUGCUAAAAUCACUGAUGAAGGACAGACGGGUUGAUCCAGGAUUGAAAUUCGCUCCUGUGUUUGGCAGUGAUCUUGCCAUGCUGAAACGCGUUGUUCGUAUGCACAGAGCCAUUUUGCGAGUAGCUUACCUAAAACCAGAAAGGUUAUAA
Messenger RNA from Exophiala oligosperma, 993 nucleotides. RefSeq lists its product as uncharacterized. The transcript is spliced from 3 exons. NCBI's taxonomy places the organism in Eukaryota, Fungi, Ascomycota, Eurotiomycetes, Chaetothyriales, Herpotrichiellaceae. The coding region runs from base 28 to 993 and encodes 321 amino acids. Gene Ontology annotation, molecular function: molybdenum ion binding; pyridoxal phosphate binding; catalytic activity. The record is from RefSeq and is a predicted model, not a curated record.